This is a messenger RNA of Penicillium canescens, 1548 nucleotides long. RefSeq lists its product as uncharacterized. The record is from RefSeq and is a predicted model, not a curated record. Bases 34 to 1548 code for a protein of 504 amino acids. Lineage: Eukaryota; Fungi; Ascomycota; Eurotiomycetes; Eurotiales; Aspergillaceae. The transcript has 2 exons.
GGUAAGGCGAUCAUCAGCCUGACAGGGCCGUACAUGAAGGCCCGUCCCCCAAGGUGGGGGUCUCUUUUUUGUCUUUCUUCUGUUCUGUCUGUGUCUGUGUGCUUAUUUUUGCCUGGAAGGCCAUGGAUUAACGAAGCGCUGGCCGCCAUGACGUUGGGUUUGGAGCAAGCUGGCUCGCUAUUCACUGGUUGGAUGCGAUCUUGCUUGUCAUGUUUGGUCCCUAACGAUGAUUGUCAGGGUAAUCAGACUGAAGGGCGUGGCGUCGAACGGGAUAUGACAGUAUGCCAUACUCAACCGCAUCUAGUUCCUCCCAUGAAACUGGUGGUAUACGAUGACCUCCCCAGCCCAACCAUACCCGGACAUCAGCAUCGGAACUCGUUGUCGUCGUGGAUCAAUGAAGGCAGGCACUUAGCUUCACGAGCCUCUACUCGCGCGAGCAUGUCCAUGAAGAGACAAUCGACGCCGUUGAAGGCGCCUUUAAAGAUCAGCGCGCCUUCGGACUUUCGCAGAGUGCAGUCCUUCCAGCCCUCUCGGUCGACAGCAUAUCAACCUUUAGAGCUCCGUAUACAUCGAUCAGGUAAUCGAUUAUCGGACCUACCUUCGUUCGAAUCCUUCCAGCUUAACGAUGGUCAUCGCAAGACACUGCCGGCACCCCCGCGUGCCUUAACAGUAUCGACCGGUGUACGAGAUCGACGCUGCCAAACGGCCUUCGUGGUAUCUCGCAAGCCAAUUGAGUCUAAGAAACGUCGCUCACUUGGAAACCUAGAGCCGUUGCUCGCCGAACAGCCGAUUCGCAUCACCAGUGCUCUGAUCCCUCACUUCUCGACGGUGACCCCUGUCGAGAUCUCUUUCAAGGAGGCGCAGGCGUCAUCUCCCCUCCACGGCGGAUCUAUAUCCGAAGGCAACGGCUUGACGCUGAACAACCCAUGGCCCAGCCAAGGAGACGACAGCGAGCCCUGGGCGAAAGCAUCGCAAACACCCAAUGCCUUCAAGGGAUUACCCGCAGGAUCAGCGGAGACAUCACCAUCAAAGUACUCUUCAAUAUUCAAAGACUCACUUUCAACAGCCAGCUCGCAAACAACACCAUCUCCAAUCUCAUCACUCCGUCGACCCUCCAUGCCAUUCCCAGAAACCAAAAGCAGAAUCAUAGAGUAUCCCUCUCUUUCAAACCGCGUUACUCAAUGGAUGCACCCUACAUCCACCGAGUCCACUCCUUCCCCCAAGCAAAUCCCCCCACCCGGGGAGUCCGACUUUACCUGGGAACGAACCCGCACACUGAGCGGCACGACCGUCGCAUCCACAACCACCACCAUCACCGGGGGUGGCGCAAGAGCCCGGAACAACAGCUCCAUCUCCAGUGUCUUCUCUAAUGCUAUAACACCUCGCACUUCAUUCCAAGGCCCUUCAGCGACAACGGACAAGGGUCUGGAAGCUGGGAUCUGUCACCCAACUAUAUUGGAGCAUCAGCGGCAGGAUCUUCCUUUCUCUGUUUACCACGACGAUGAACAUACGCGAUACCGCGAGACCGGUAUUGGAUUGGCUUUUUGA